This is a messenger RNA of Paramecium tetraurelia, 1494 nucleotides long. RefSeq lists its product as uncharacterized. The transcript is spliced from 3 exons. The record is from RefSeq and is a predicted model, not a curated record. NCBI's taxonomy places the organism in Eukaryota, Ciliophora, Oligohymenophorea, Peniculida, Parameciidae.
AUGUUCAUACUUCUAUUCUUUUACAUUUGCAAUGCUUUUCAUCAUUAAGGCACUAUUCAAAUUAAUUAGACUCUUACUUUAACAACAAAUUUCACCGAAAUGGUUCCGAGCAUAAUCAUCAAAUUUUUAUUAGAUUAAGAUCGAAACAGAGAAUCAGCGGUGGCUUGCUUCGUUUCAAAUUUGGAUUUAGAAUCGUAAACUUUUGACAUUCAAAAUUUAAAAUUAAAUAAGGAAAGCUAAAUUGUUUAUGACUUACAUAGCAUACAAUCAAAUAGCAAUGCAUAGCUUAUUGAGUACUUUUAUUACCAUACAAUUUAUUUACUAUGCUAAUCGGAAUCAGGAGGUUAAAUUGACUAUUAAUUAACAUAUAAUUAAGACCCGUACAAAGCUGGUUGCAUAAAUGAUUGCCAGGGUUAUAAUGAUACAAAAUCCAUAAGUCAAUCAUAUUGUCAAAUCGAUCACUGUGAGUGUCAAAUUAAUUAAGUGGGAUUCUUUUGCUAGCUUCCUUCAAAAUAUAUCUUGAGUAGCAAUCAAGAAAAUGUAGCAUUAGAUUCAUUUUCAUGGAUCUUCUAUUAUUAUCAAUAUAAAAAUCUGGAUUUGUAAUUAUUAUCGGACACAACCAUCGAUGAUAAAACAGUAUUAUAUAGUUUAGCAUUUAGAGAUAUUCCCCAGAAAACUAUUCCAGACCUGUCUAUGAGUAAAGUCCUAAACAAUAGCACAUCUCUAUUAGAAGAGCUUAGCAAUUUACAACCCAGUCAAUAUGGGAGUAAUAUCCUUUACAUCGGAUUAUAUAACAACAAAUCUGAAAAAGCAUAAUUUAAGAUUACAAUUAUAUCUAAUGACUCUGCAGACUAUGGGUAACUUGAAAGGAAUAAAAUUAUUAUCAUAGUUGUUGGAACAGUUGUAGGUGCUUUAUUGUUAGUAACUUGUGUUCUAAGUUUCCUCAAAACAAAAAAAUUGCAAGCAGAGUAAUAAGCCCUACGUCUUAGAUAAAUACGGAUUAAUCAAAAUAAUUAAGUUCAAUUAGAAGUGAUUAGAUAAAAAAAACAACCUAAUGGAUUUAGUGAAAAAUUUAUCAAGGACUAUUUUGGAGUAAUUGCAUAUAAGAAGCUUGUUUAGUUAUAUCCUGGAUUGACACAGUUUGAGGAAUGCGUAAUAUGCUUGGAAUCUAUAAAACAUGGGUAGAAAAAACAAUAACGAAAUUGUUCAGUUACUCCAUGUUUUCACAUAUUUCAUUAGAAAUGUUUGACUUCUUGGCUAGAAAAAUAAAAAAAUUGCCCAUUUUGCAGAGCUGAAUUUUCAACAAUAUUAAUUCAAAAUAAGUAUCCUUGGCUUGAUCUGAAACAAUAAAGAAUUAACAAUUCCACUCAAGACGAUUCAAAGUAUAUCAAGAAUAUGAAACUAAAUUCAAAUACAAAUCAAUCACAAGAGAAUUAAUUAAAUGAAAGUUAGUAAGAAUUAGUGAAGAAAGAUAAAAUCAUUCUAGAUUUAUGA